AUGCCGCCUAAAUUCAAGCGAAACACUUCGAAAGCGCAGCCAGAAGCCACACUACUCAAAUCACCAACACGAUCAAAAGUAGGACCACCAGUCAAGCACUCCAUUCAAUCUAACGCUCCCUCCAACAGCAGCAACGGCCCACGAGUCCUAUACUGGUUCCGCACAGACUUGCGCAUCCACGACUCUCCAGCAAUCCACCACGCCCUCUCGCUCGAGCCAAGCGCAUUCAUACCGAUCUGGACCUGGGAUCCUCACUAUGUCUACCGUGCGCGUGUUGGCCCAAACCGCUGGAAAUUUCUGCUCGAGUCUCAGCAAGUAUUGAGUGAUCGAUUGAAGGAGUUGAACCCGAAGCAGAAGCUGCAUGUGGUGCGUGAAGGGCCGACGACGGUGAUUCCGAAGCUUAUUCGGAAGUGGAAGAUUGAUGUCCUUGUGUUUGAGAAGGAUACUGAUGCGUAUGCCAAGGAUCGGGACAAGGAGGUUUUUGAGAAGGUUGGUGCGUUGAGUAAGGAGCUCGGGAGGGAGGUUAAGGUUGUUACUACUGUUAUGGGUCGCACGUUAUUUGAUCCAGAUGAGUUGGUUAAGAAGAAUGGUGGGAAGCCGACGAUGACUAUGGCUCAGACUGUGAAGGCUGCGGAGCAGAUUGAUCCUGGAGAUGGUGGUAAGAAAGGUGAGCCAAGGAGAUGUUUGCCUACUCCUACAUGGCUGCCUGAUCCAUUAGAUCCGACAGAAAUGGAUCUUAGUAGUGCUGCGGAGUUUCAGCACGAGGUGCCAGACAGAAAGCCUGAUGUGAAUGAGGGGCAGCGCGGUCUGGACAAGGAGGAGCAGCAUUAUGAGAAUGUCGCUGGUCCGAACAACGAUUUUGCAGUCGUGACAUUGGAGGAGAUGGCCAUUGAUCCGAAAAUGGCAAUGACGCCACACAAGGGUGGUGAGCUGGAAGCAUUAAGGCUCCUAAAAUCGUAUAUCGACAAUGAAGAAUAUGUUGGCACAUUCGAGAAACCAAAGAGUAGUCCAGCAGAUUUUGAGCCACAAAGUACAACCCUGUUGAGUCCACAUCACCACUUUGGAACUCUAAGCAUAAGGAAAUUUUGGUGGGAUGUGCAAGAAGUAUUCGAGAAACGGAAGAAGGCUGGAAAGACUAACGCUCCAGAGCCCACGAAUUUUCCAGGACAGCUAUUGUUUCGAGAUAUGUAUUUUGGAGCGCAAGCUGCAUUGGGUUGGGCAUUCGCUCAGACACAGGGCAACCCAAUUGCGAGGUUCAUUCCUUGGCAUUUGCAGAGCAACUAUUCAGACUCGCCAGUUGGGGAGCACUUAUUGGACGGCACGUACAAUGUGGACGAUGAGAAAGCAGAAGAAUACUUCAGAAGGUGGAAGGAAGGGAGGACUGGAUUUCCGUGGAUCGACGCUUUGAUGCGGCAGUUGAAGUAUGAAGGCUGGAUGCAUCACCUAGGAAGACAUUCUGUGGCUUCAUUCCUGACAAGAGGCGGCUGCUAUGUGAGCUGGGAAAGAGGCGCAGAGGUAUUCGAAGAAUGGCUAAUUGAUCACGAGACAGCUUGUAAUGUGGGGAACUGGAUGUGGCUAAGCUGUACAGCCUUCUUCAGCCAGUUCACACGUGUUUAUAGUCCGAUAGCAUUCGGCAAGAAAUGGGACCCAGAAGGCCACUUUGUCCGCAAGUACGUACCUGAGCUCAAGAAUUUUGACAGCAAGUACAUUUAUGAGCCUAACAAGGCACCAAUCGCCGACCAGAAGAGAUGGGGUUGUCAAAUUACAGGGGAUGGUAUAGAUACUGGCACAGAGGAGAUGGCUAAAUAUCCGAAGCCAAUGUUUGAUUUCAGUGAAAUGAGGAGUUUUUGCUUGGACAAGAUGAAAGAAGCAUAUGGUGCUCAUUUAUAUGGUGAUGAUCCUAAAGUUCUAAGUGGAGAGUGGAAGAAGAUUUUCGAUUACCCUGAAGGUGGUGUGAAGAAGGAUGAGGCUGCCGGCACUAUGUCGAAACCUAAGAAGAGAACAAGAAGCGUCGAAGAGCAUACUGAUGCAUACGGAACGGACGCUGAUGUUGGAUAUCUGACUGAUGAGGAGCCACCACACAAGGCCAAAAGGGGAAAUAACACAAAAGGCUCGAAAGGAGGUCAACUCAAGCUCGAUGGGAUCGUGACAAGAGGCAAAAAGUAG
Molecule: messenger RNA, 2166 nt
Organism: Lithohypha guttulata
Lineage: Eukaryota; Fungi; Ascomycota; Eurotiomycetes; Chaetothyriales; Trichomeriaceae
Exons: 2
Coding region: 1-2166 (721 amino acids)
Biological process (GO): entrainment of circadian clock by photoperiod; circadian regulation of gene expression
Cellular component (GO): cytoplasm; nucleus
Molecular function (GO): DNA binding; deoxyribodipyrimidine photo-lyase activity; FAD binding
Source: RefSeq, a predicted model, not a curated record